This is a messenger RNA of Orcinus orca (killer whale), 4440 nucleotides long. It is a transcript of the gene CTNNB1, whose product is annotated as catenin beta 1. Gene Ontology annotation, cellular component: adherens junction; catenin complex. Gene Ontology annotation, biological process: positive regulation of transcription by RNA polymerase II; cell adhesion. The transcript is spliced from 16 exons. Lineage: Eukaryota; Metazoa; Chordata; Mammalia; Artiodactyla; Delphinidae. The coding region runs from base 228 to 2573 and encodes 781 amino acids. The record is from RefSeq and is a predicted model, not a curated record. Gene Ontology annotation, molecular function: protein phosphatase binding; transcription coactivator activity; cadherin binding.
GCGGCGCCAUUUUAAGCCUCUCGGUCUGUGGCAGCCGCGUUAGGCCGGCCCCGGGAGCGGAGAGCGAGGGGAGGCGGAGACCGAGGAAGGUCCGAGGAGCAGCUCCGUUCCUCGUCGAGCCGCCACUGCAGGCCGAGGACGGUCGGACUAUCGCGGCGGGAGGAGCCUGUUCCCCUGAGGGUCUCUGAAGUACACCAUACUACGGUUUUGAAAGUCUUGCGUGGACAAUGGCUACCCAAGCUGACUUGAUGGAGCUGGACAUGGCCAUGGAGCCAGACAGAAAAGCAGCUGUUAGUCACUGGCAGCAACAAUCUUACCUGGACUCUGGAAUCCAUUCUGGUGCCACUACCACAGCUCCUUCUCUGAGUGGUAAAGGCAAUCCUGAGGAAGAGGAUGUGGAUACCACCCAAGUCCUGUAUGAGUGGGAGCAGGGAUUUUCUCAGUCCUUCACUCAAGAACAAGUAGCUGAUAUCGAUGGACAGUAUGCAAUGACUCGAGCUCAGAGGGUACGAGCUGCUAUGUUCCCUGAGACAUUAGAUGAGGGCAUGCAGAUCCCAUCUACACAGUUUGAUGCCGCUCAUCCCACUAAUGUCCAGCGUCUGGCUGAACCAUCACAGAUGCUGAAACAUGCAGUUGUAAAUUUGAUUAACUAUCAAGAUGAUGCAGAACUUGCCACACGUGCAAUCCCUGAAUUGACAAAACUGCUAAAUGAUGAAGACCAGGUGGUGGUUAAUAAGGCUGCAGUUAUGGUCCAUCAGCUUUCUAAAAAGGAAGCUUCCAGACACGCCAUCAUGCGUUCUCCUCAGAUGGUGUCUGCUAUUGUACGCACCAUGCAGAAUACAAAUGAUGUGGAAACGGCUCGCUGUACUGCUGGGACCUUACACAAUCUUUCCCAUCAUCGUGAGGGCUUGCUGGCCAUCUUUAAGUCUGGGGGCAUUCCUGCCCUGGUGAAGAUGCUUGGUUCACCAGUGGAUUCUGUAUUGUUUUAUGCCAUUACAACUCUCCACAACCUUUUAUUGCAUCAGGAAGGAGCUAAAAUGGCAGUGCGUUUAGCUGGCGGGCUGCAGAAAAUGGUUGCCUUGCUCAACAAAACAAAUGUUAAAUUCUUGGCUAUUACAACAGACUGCCUUCAGAUUUUAGCUUAUGGCAAUCAAGAAAGCAAGCUGAUAAUUUUGGCUAGUGGUGGACCUCAAGCUUUAGUGAAUAUAAUGAGGACCUACACCUAUGAGAAACUACUGUGGACCACAAGCAGAGUACUGAAGGUGCUCUCUGUCUGCUCUAGUAAUAAGCCAGCUAUUGUAGAAGCUGGUGGAAUGCAAGCUUUAGGACUUCACCUGACAGAUCCAAGUCAACGUCUUGUUCAGAAUUGUCUUUGGACUCUGAGGAAUCUUUCAGAUGCUGCAACUAAACAGGAAGGGAUGGAAGGUCUUCUUGGGACCCUUGUUCAGCUUCUGGGCUCAGAUGAUAUAAAUGUGGUCACCUGCGCAGCUGGAAUUCUUUCUAAUCUCACUUGCAAUAAUUACAAGAACAAGAUGAUGGUGUGCCAAGUGGGUGGUAUAGAGGCUCUUGUGCGUACUGUCCUUCGUGCUGGUGACAGGGAGGAUAUCACUGAGCCUGCCAUCUGUGCUCUUCGUCAUCUGACCAGCCGACACCAGGAAGCUGAGAUGGCCCAGAAUGCUGUUCGCCUUCACUAUGGACUGCCAGUUGUGGUUAAACUCCUACAUCCACCAUCCCAUUGGCCUCUGAUCAAGGCUACCGUUGGACUGAUUCGAAAUCUUGCCCUUUGUCCCGCAAAUCACGCACCUUUGCGUGAGCAGGGUGCCAUUCCACGACUAGUUCAGUUGCUGGUUCGUGCACAUCAGGAUACCCAGCGCCGUACAUCUAUGGGUGGAACACAGCAGCAGUUUGUGGAGGGGGUCCGCAUGGAAGAAAUAGUUGAAGGUUGUACUGGAGCCCUUCACAUCCUAGCUCGGGAUGUUCACAACCGAAUUGUUAUCAGAGGCCUAAAUACCAUUCCAUUGUUUGUGCAGCUGCUUUAUUCUCCCAUUGAAAACAUCCAAAGAGUAGCUGCAGGGGUCCUCUGUGAACUUGCUCAGGACAAGGAGGCUGCAGAAGCUAUUGAAGCUGAGGGAGCCACAGCUCCUCUGACAGAAUUACUUCAUUCUAGGAAUGAAGGCGUGGCAACAUAUGCAGCUGCUGUUUUGUUCCGAAUGUCUGAGGACAAGCCACAGGAUUAUAAGAAACGGCUUUCGGUUGAGCUGACCAGUUCUCUCUUCAGAACGGAGCCAAUGGCUUGGAAUGAGACUGCUGAUCUUGGACUUGAUAUCGGUGCCCAGGGAGAACCCCUUGGAUAUCGCCAGGAUGAUCCCAGCUAUCGUUCUUUUCACUCUGGUGGAUACGGCCAGGAUGCCUUGGGUAUGGACCCCAUGAUGGAGCAUGAGAUGGGCGGCCACCACCCUGGUGCUGACUAUCCAGUUGAUGGGCUGCCAGAUCUGGGGCAUGCCCAGGACCUCAUGGAUGGGCUGCCUCCAGGUGACAGCAAUCAGCUGGCCUGGUUUGAUACUGACCUGUAAUCAUCCUUUAGGAUGAAGUUGAAUAAACUUAAGUAAUGAUGGAAAGAGCCUUACCGCUAGUAGACGGAAUUGUUUGUUUGCCAAGCCUCUUUAGCACUUACCCCUGGGUUAAAUUGCACCAAAAGUGUUUCAGCCUUGAACGUUGAUUCUGAGCUUGUGUAAGAAGAGGGGGGAGUCCAUCGUCUCCAACUGAAGGACUCUGGGCUUAGAGCCUAUGGCCAAGACUCCUUCAUCCUGGCUGCAGCCAUGUGUAUAAUCCUGCCCACGUGACUAAAGGCAUCUAGUUCUUUGGCUUUCAGUUUUGUCCUGUGUUGCCCAAUAGGCAUCCCCCACCCCAGACUCCAUCACAUGGUUUCAUUCCUUUAAGGUAAUAAUGAAGAAUUACUCACCUGGAUUUGGACUUCAAGCACCUUCACAGAAGUGUGACUCAUUUGGAGCGGGGAAUUCCUUCAACUCCACUUUGAACUGAUAGUUAAGAUGGUUUACCUGCCGAUGUUUAUCUGAACAUAUCAGAGAGAACUAGAAUGGGCCUUCUUCCAUGCUCUCUGCCAGGUGAGCCUGUCAUCCUGGUGGUAGGUCUGACAAGCUUAGUUCAUCCCUGAGGGCAGAGUCAGUAGAGCUGUUUGUUAGAACUUGUGUUUUGGGCUUUAAAAAGCAUGGAAGUGUUUUGUGCUUAGGGAGGGCUGUUUGUGAUUUACUGUGUAUUUAAAAACAUGUAUUCAGUACCUUUUUGUUGGAUGAGGACCCUUUGAGAAAGCUUUAUAAGUUCUUCCCUGUGGUCUAAGAUGUAAUUGGGAUUGGAGAGGAAACAUUUGUGUACCUGGUGAGGGGGCAGUUGUGCCUCCAGUGCAUGACACAGAGAACCAAGGCAGCAUUGCAUAACUGUUAGGUAGGCUAGAGCUAUUGGUUAGAGUGAAGAUCUCUAGUGAGUUCAGCUUUUAACAUAAAGAACCACAGCAGGGUGGUUUUUUUUUUUUUAAAACCAGAAAACAUUCCAGAGCUUUGCCUAAAAUCAUUAUAGUUUUGAAGUUCCAUGUAAAAACUUUACAUGAAGGUUAAUCUGAUUCAGCAAAGGUAGUUCUGCAAUGCACUUAGAAGGACAAAGAGCCAAGAACGGCAGAGACACUUGUGAAGAAUAAGAUGACAGGAGGACUUGUUCUGUCAGCUGUCAAGGCCUAACUGUAAAGCUAGAGGUGGUUAAAUUUACACUGUUAUUGGCAUGUGUGUAGAAGUAUACACUAAGGGAACAGAAUAAGACGAAGACAAUAGACACUUUAAGGGUAGCAUUGGAAGUCAGUGUGCAAAAGAGGGACUUUUUAGUAAAAGUGUAGAACAGUUAGGUAGCCAUUUGGAUAAAACUGAAAUUAAUGCAAGAAAAAAUCCAUGAUCAACAAAAUAUCAGAAGCCCUCACUGGAAGCCCAUGUGUCCAAUAAUUUGCAAGAGAAUGGCCGCAAUGCAGUAAAAGACCACAGCUUCAACACAAUAGUAUGGGUAUAUCUCAAAUAUGAUACUGAACAAAAGCAAGUCACAAAUGCAUGCCGUAGGACUGCACUGGUGCAAAGAGAAAGGCAAACUGUUUUAAGGAGAUCAUCCAGAGAUAGUAAAACUAAAGAAAUUAGGGCCCCCUAAGAGGCAAGAAAAUUUAGAUUACCACAAAAAAACAGAAUAGUGGUUACCUGGGGAUGGAGGUGCGUAGGACAUCCGAUCCCAUUGCAGUGACCACCAAUGAGCUGAAAAAUGAAGCUUUUCCAUGUUGGAUGAGGUGUUCUAGACAUGAGGCUUUGAUCUGGUUAUUGGAAUCCUUGACAGUGAAAGAUCUUGAGAUAAAUAUGUCUUGAUUAGUGUAAUAAAAACGGAAGAUCCGAA